Messenger RNA from Daphnia pulex (common water flea), 1242 nucleotides. Its product is annotated as mucin-5AC-like. Lineage: Eukaryota; Metazoa; Arthropoda; Branchiopoda; Diplostraca; Daphniidae. The transcript has 4 exons. The record is from RefSeq and is a predicted model, not a curated record. The coding region runs from base 23 to 1129 and encodes 368 amino acids.
CAGAAACCACCAGCCCUUCGAGAUGAGAUCUUCGCUGAUUUUCCUGCUGUCGGCCUUUUUGGUCACCUCUCAUCAAUUUUACCUGCAGCGGCCAAUUGUCCCGUUGCUAUGGUUUCCAUCGCCAUACUUGCCACAUCGAUUCAUCAAUAAUUAUCACCUGAUAGACGAAAUUCCGUUUCACCGUCACUUAAAUCCGCCUAGGACCUCCAUCUAUUUCCAAAAUGAGAAUCCAAACUGGACGACCGCCACGAACAAUCUGAAUAACACGGAAGGUUUCCCAGACACCCAGUCGAGGAUCAGAGACUUUAAUCAUCCGUUAAAUGAUAAUCAUUCAAGGCGAUUCUUCCUGAGUGGUUUCAAUUCGGGCAACAACAACAACCCGUUUUUCAGAACGUUUACCACCACAUCGACCAGCACAACUUUCUUAACCGAUUUCAGCACCGCAACCAGCACUUCUUUCGCCGUGUCGACUAAGACAUCCAUCAUCACUUCCACCAGCUUUCUGUUCAGCACCAGCACGGCCACCACUACCAACACGGCCACUUUGACACUCACGUCGGUCAUCAAAUGCGUCCCGUCUUUCCAGCUGUCGGCAGUCCCGAUUACUUGCGGCUGGAAGAAAAGGGCAAUCGAUGAAGAUGAUGAAGAGCAUCAGCAGUUUCUCGUCUCUCCCACGGAAACGCUCAAAUUGAUGCCCACUGCUCUGCCUACACCAACAGGUGAACUGGCCUCACCUGUCGGUCAACUGACAUCGUCCAAAGACGAAAAUGAAAUGUCUAAUGAGGAACAAAGUACUAGGAGGAGCAAGCGAUUCUUUUUCAACCGAUUUCAAUUCUCCACUUUGUUAAUGUUUGAGAAUUCUACGACAACGUCCGUGUCGACGUCUGUAAUUAACUCGAUUAUAGUUAUUCCCACGACAACUGUGACGACAUCAGUGUCGACAUUGACGGCCUUCACCACGUCGACUUAUUCGUCUUACGUGUUUUACAAUACGACCAGCACUCAAACUGUUAAUCUCAUCUUACCGGCGCCAACUGUUCAAUGUAAAGCGCUUUCACAAGCAGCCGGUGACAUCGUUUGUGUCGCCUGUAUACCGCCCGGUUACGUAGUUUGCGCUGCAUCCGGUUAAAAAUCGUUAAUAAUUUUUACUUGCAGCUUAUUCUAUCUAUUUAUUUGCACUUUUGCUUCUGUAAUUAUUUGUGGGUUUGGUUGAAUAAAUUAAUUAGAGGCAUUUCUUCAUCG